AUGGCCGACGAGCUAGCAUCGAUAUGGAGCUCUUUGAAGCUAACAGAAGAGGAGCAGCAGGAACUGGUCCUGCCAGAGGAAACCUUCCAGUCCAUAAAAACGAGAGGCAGUCACUGCAUCUUUGCCUUCCACCUGUAUGACAGAAGUGUAAACCGAGAGGCUUUCAAGUCCACUAUGGCUAAGGUGUGGAACUUGGAAGGUUGGAUCACCUUCAAGGAAAUAGGUUUCAACAAGUUUCUCAUAGAAUUUCAACUGCUUUCAGAUAAAAGGAAGGUGCUACAAGGUAGACCAUGGUCAUUUGACCGGCACCUCAUUUGCUUAAAGGAUUUCGAAGAUGAUUUGGCCCCAAAUGAUAUAACUUUCAGAACAGAACCAUUCUGGGUACAGUUACAUAAUGUACCAUUCGCGGCUAUGAAUGCAGAACAAGGUGUAAUACUGGGCUCAGUAAUCGGCAAGGUGCACACAGUAGAAACAGAUGACCAGGGCUGUGGUUGGGGAAGACACCUCAGAAUAAGGGUGGAUGUUGACAUUAACAAACCUCUCCCUCGAGGGAAGUUGAUCAAAGUAAGAGGAAAACAGUGUUGGAUCUAUUUCAAGUAUGAACGCCUCCCAAAUUUUUGUUUCAAGUGUGGACAACUUAUGCACAUGGAAGGCAAAUGCCCAAGCCAAACCACUUCCAAGCAAUCCCAGGACCAGUAUGGUCAAUGGCUGCGUGCCUCUCAUGGUCCCUCCCAGAGUUUCUCAACCAAGAAGUAUGGUGGUUCAUCGGAACAAUCCUCACAGGACAACUCCUCCCCGGUGCAACCAAAGGCAGCUGAGGCCCAAAAGGUCAACUCGGGAUGGUCCAGUUUAGGGACAGAGGGGGUAGCUACCAGCAAGAACACUGCAGAAGGAAAACAGAAGCAAGGUAGUGGCCUUACCCCGACAUGUCAGACUGACCAUACUUGGAGCAGUACAGAAGUAGAAGCCAACUAUCCAAACAAAGAUCACGAUGGUCUAUCUCAGCAAGACAACAGAGAAAUCAAAAGGAAAGAGACCCCAUACCCCUCCUCUAGGCCUCUGACACAGGUAAGUGAUUCUGAACAAAUCUCACCUUUACUCUUACAAAAUAGUGAUAUGAGGGUAGAGUAUAGUACACUACAAAAGACUCCUAGUAACUAUAAGCUGAGCAACACUGUGCUACUUAAGGAAAACUCGACCAAGGAAAGUGGAGAGGGAACUAGAGAGGCUACUAAGUGGAAAAGGAAAGCUAGGGAACAAGCUCCCAUCCUAGCAAACAUUACAAACCAACAGCUCAUACCCACCCUUUCCCCGAACCUCAAAAGGGUAGCUUAUGGUACUGAGACCAGAUCCAGAAACAGGCUGUCAAAGAAACAGAAAACCGAGGUGGUAUCCGAGUCGAAACAAACCAAUGAACCAGAGGUGGUGGCUGUACAACAGCCCCACCUAUCCAAAUGGUUUGCUUAA
Carya illinoinensis is the source of this 1467-nucleotide messenger RNA. RefSeq lists its product as uncharacterized. Gene Ontology annotation, molecular function: nucleic acid binding; zinc ion binding. The record is from RefSeq and is a predicted model, not a curated record. The coding region runs from base 1 to 1467 and encodes 488 amino acids. The transcript has a single exon. Lineage: Eukaryota; Viridiplantae; Streptophyta; Magnoliopsida; Fagales; Juglandaceae.